Molecule: messenger RNA, 1078 nt
Organism: Hevea brasiliensis (rubber tree)
Lineage: Eukaryota; Viridiplantae; Streptophyta; Magnoliopsida; Malpighiales; Euphorbiaceae
Exons: 2
Coding region: 330-695 (121 amino acids)
Source: RefSeq, a predicted model, not a curated record
UAUGGAUUUUAAAUGGGUAUAUGAGGAACUUAAUGUAUUGUUGCCUUUUAGUUCUGAUGUGAAAGUUCAGCAGGCCCAACGGGAGCAACUGGCUGUUAUGAGUUUUCUUGCAGGCCUUCCUUCAGAGUAUGAGACUGCUAAAUCUCAGAUUCUUUCCAGUUAUGAGAUUUCCUCUUUGCAUGAAACAUUCACACGGGUCUUUCGUACAGAGAGUACCCAAUCUUUACAGCCUGCCAGUAGUGCUCUUAUUAGCCGUAAUCCAAAUGGACAACAGGGUAAUAGAAGAGGAAGUAGAGGAGGAAUUAUAGGCAACAGAAGUAAUCAGCGUAAUGGAGAGGCUAGUUCUAAUCAGGACUCAAGAGGAAUCAUUUGUUAUUAUUGUCAUGAGCCUGGCCAUACAAAAUAUAAUUGUCCGCAACUUCAGAGAAAAAAAUCAGCGAUCACAGAUGGCAAAUAUGGCAGCAGAGGAUUCUACAGUAUCUUCCUCUGAGAAAACUAUUUUGGUAUCUGCAGAGGAUUUUGCACAGUUUUCCCAGUAUCAGGCAUCUCUAAAGCCUACCAGUUCCCUUAUCACUGCGAUCGCUGAGUCAGGUAAAUCCACUACAUGCCUUGUGUCUUCCUCAUCCAAAUGGGUUAUUGAUUCUGGUGCAACAGAUCACAUGACAGGAUCUUACGACGAAGCAAAUUAUUGGUAGAGGACGUGAGUCAGGUGGUCUCUACAUUCUGGAAAAUCAUGUACCGCGGUCGCUUGUUUGCUCCAAUACCGUAACACCUCUUGAAGCUCAUUGUAGAUUGGGUCAUCCUUCUUUGUCUACCAUGAAGAAGUUGUGUCCUCAGUUUCAGUCUUUAUCAGUACUAGAAUGUGAGUCGUGUCAGUUUGCAAAACAUCAUCGUUUGCCUUCUGUGUCUAGAGUCAAUAAACGGGCUUCAUCCCCUUUUGAGUUAGUUCAUUCUGAUGUUUGGGGUCCUUGUUCUGUUACUUCUAAAACUGGAUUUCGUUAUUUUGUUACUUUUGUUGAUGAUUACUCUCGUGUUACCUGGUUAUAUUUAAUGAAGAAUCGUUCUGAGUUGUUUUCUA